Molecule: messenger RNA, 1968 nt
Organism: Emiliania huxleyi CCMP1516
Lineage: Eukaryota; Haptophyta; Isochrysidales; Noelaerhabdaceae
Exons: 10
Coding region: 13-1968 (651 amino acids)
Biological process (GO): mannitol metabolic process
Molecular function (GO): oxidoreductase activity, acting on the CH-OH group of donors, NAD or NADP as acceptor
Source: RefSeq, a predicted model, not a curated record
GUUGGUCUCGCGAUGCCCGUCCCGCUCGUCGCGCAUUUUCGCGAGCGUCCGAGCGGCGAGAACCAGAUCACCUCCAUCGACUCGGACUACGGCACUCUGCUCGACGAGGAGGCGCGGCAGGAGGUCAUCAACCAGCUCCGCGUGCCGUCGGGCGACCUGCGGCGGCCGAUGCUCGGCGAGCUGCGCAGCUCGGGCGGCUCAGACCAGCCUCCGAUGGCGCGCGCGUGGAAGCUAUCUGCGCUCGACCUCAACCUCCCGCUCGCCGUCACGACGGCGAGCCCCGAGUCACUCGAGGCGAAGAACCUGUCGGGCUACCAGAACCUGCAGAAGAUCCGCGACGAGGCGGCGCAGUUCCGGCGCGGCUACUCGGACUGGCGGCGCGGCGCCGCGCGCGGCGCCCGCGGCGAGGCGAGCUUCACCGCCGUCCAUGGGUUGGCCGACGCGCAGGCUGGCUCCGGGCUGCAGGGGCUGUCUGCGCUCGAGGUGCAGCAGCAGGCGCCCUCGCAGCAUUCUGCGCCCUCGCCUGUCUCCUCGCGCAGCCGAUCGCGCCAGUCCUCCCGCGACCUCGUCGGUCCCGCGAUAGCAGAGGACGGCACCCUGCUCGAGGUGGAGAUGGGAGUGGGCACGCCGACCACCAACCUCUCCGACACUCUCUCCGCCGCCGGCGACGCGGCAGACGAGGCGGCCCCCGGGGACAAGCUCGGGGACGAGGCGACUCCACACGCGGCACUCGGGGACGAGGCGUCCGGCGAUUGGCUCCGCUUUGCCUUCAACCCCUUCUCCGAGCCCGCGGCGCCAAAGCGGCAGGCUCUCCCCCUCUGUGCCGCCAACCUCGCCGCCAUCGGCGCGGCAGGCAGCGCGGCAAGCUUGCCCGCGCAAGGCUCUCGCGAGGCGACGGCGCACAUCGCUCACAUCGGAGUCGGAGGCUUCCACCGCUCGCACCUGGCGUACGUGACGGACGUGCUGCUGACGAAGCAGCACGCGGGAGAGGUGAAGGCGGCGGAGCGGUGGGGCAUCAUCGGCGUCGGCUUGAUGCCGUGGGACAAAAAGAUGGCGGAGGUGCUCACCAAGCAAGACGGGCUGUACUCGCUCCUGCUGCGAGGCAACGCGGCCGCCUCUGCGCGCGUCAUCGGCUCGAUCCUCGAGUUCGUCUUCGUGCCCGCCGACCCCGAGGCUGCGCUGGCGCGGCUCUGCAGCGCGAGCGUGCGGAUCGUGUCGCUCACCGUCACUGAGAAGGGCUACUACCGCUGCACGGACGGGUCUCUCGACCGCACGGCGCCGCUGGACAUUGACGAGUGGGGCGGGGCGCGUGGGCUCGCCCAGCCGCGCACCGCGUUCGGCCUCAUCUGCACCAUUUUGCAGCGGCGACGGAGCGCGGGCCUCGGCCCUCUCACGGUCCUGUCGUGCGACAACAUGCCCAUGAACGGCUCCGUCUGCCGCGCCGUGACGCUCGACUUCGCGUCUGCCGUCGACCCCGACCUCGCCGCGUGGAUGGAGCGGGACGUCGCCUUUCCAAACUCGAUGGUCGACCGCAUCACUCCCGCCACGGAGAACGAGCACCGCGAGCUGCUCCGCUCCGAGUAUGGCAUCGUCGACGAGUGGCCUGUGAUCGCGGAGCCCUUCCUGCAGUGGGUCAUCGAGGACUCCUUCUCGGCGGGGAGGCCGAGCUGGGAGCUGGCGAUGCCGAAUGACGUGAUGCUGACGGCCGACGUGGAGCCGUACGAGCUGAUGAAGCUCCGCCUGCUCAACUCGUCGCACUCGGCGCUCUCGUGCGCCGCGGCGCUCUCGUACGCCGCGAUGUUGUGCGACCACGCGCUCGCCGACCCGGACGUGUUUGCCUUUCUGCGCGCGUACAUGCUCGAGGUUGUCAAGACGCUCGGGUCGGUGCAUGGCGUCGAUUUGGCCGAGUACCAGCGCUCGUUGCUCGAGCGCUUCUCGAACGCGUACAUCAAGGACAAGCUCGCGUAA